Aspergillus pseudotamarii is the source of this 1624-nucleotide messenger RNA. Its product is annotated as cytochrome and DOMON domain-containing protein. Lineage: Eukaryota; Fungi; Ascomycota; Eurotiomycetes; Eurotiales; Aspergillaceae. The record is from RefSeq and is a predicted model, not a curated record. The coding region runs from base 203 to 1363 and encodes 386 amino acids. The transcript has a single exon.
GCUCAUGUGUCAUAAUAUAUAUUAUUUGGUAGGCUUGAACUCUGCUAAAAAUUGCAUUAUAGACCGCUCACCAAGCCAAUAGAGGACAUGGAUAUGCCGUGCAGCUACUACAACUACCAUCCAUUCUCACCAACUGCUCAUUCACAUAUCUAGUUCUUGAACAGAUGAACGACGAGUUACGAAGCCUGUUACCUCACCCAGAAUGGCGAGAACAUACCUUUGUUCCUGGAUGACUCUGUUGACGGGCACAUUCGCCCAGCUGCAAAUGUUUUCGCCACCUGGCCAGAGCUCUAUCCAAUUUAGUGUCAAUAUACCCCAAAAGACAGCCGACUCCGGUUCAGGACCAAUUUAUAUUCAGCUGAAAUCAACGCAAGAGCUUCAAUGGUUUGCAUGGGGUCAGGGUUCCCGGAUGCAAGGAGCGAAUAUCUUUGUUGCUUACGCAUCCCGCGACGGCAAUAAUGUCACUGUCUCUCCAAGAUUGGGCAUAGAACACGUCGAGCCGAUGUAUAAUGGCCAGGCUCAGAUCUCGGUCUUGACUGGCAGCGGGAUCAGCAAUGGAAUCAUGACCGCAAACAUUCGGUGCGACAGCUGUCUCACAUGGCCAGGAGGAAGUGAAGAUCCGAGUAGUUCAGCUAGUCCAUGGGUUUGGGCAUUGAAAUAUGGGGGACAACUCAACUCCGACAGUCUAUCUUUACCCAUCAUCAUACAUGAUGCUUCGGGUGUUGCAGUUCUUGACCUUCAAAAAGCGACUGGCGGCGCAUCCGACAAUCCUUUCUUAGCAUCAAAUAAUUCAAACAGUCCUGGGCAAGCGCUCACGACAUUUGACACCGGUUCCAUUGCAAGUCGCAGGGUAGCACAUGCUGUUCUUAUGAUCCUUGUCUUUGUCAUAUUCUUCCCUUCGUUUGCGUUGAUGCUUCACACCGGCGCACACUCCAGGAUUGUUGAUUUCCACGCUUUCUGCCAGCUUUUCACCCUGGCCUUGGCUAUCUCUGGGUUUGGUAUCGGCAUCUCGUUGGCAAAAACCCUCCAUCUGACAGGGACCUACCAUCCAAUCAUCGGGAUGGUGGCUGUUCCUGCCCUCAUUCUCUUCCAGCCGGCUAUGGGCUUUCUUCAACACAGAUACUUUCAUAAAACCGGAAAGAAGAGUGUCUUUGCAUACUUGCACCGAUGGUUUGGCCGUUCUAUGAUAGUCCUUGGUAUUGUCAAUGGUGGGCUGGGAUUUCAUUUGGCACAAAAUGUCACCGCAACUGCCCCAGUGGGGGCAAUAAUCGCAUAUAGCGUGGUGGCUGGAAUUGUUGGGCUUGUCUAUGUCCUAGUGGUCAUUGUCUUACCUUUGAGAAAGCAGAGAACGCAAAGUUCCUGACUGACAUUGGCCUGUUCGUACUUUUUGGCGCCCAUUUGGCUAUCUUUGGGAGUUGAGAGAUAGCACAUAUCCCUACUGUUGUCAUUGGUACUUUUAGCCAAGUGGCUGUAUCAAUUGGGUCACUGUAGCCUAAUUUAUUGGAAGAGUAGCAUUGUUCCAUGAUAUCAUUGGGGUGUAUUUUAUAGUAAGUGUUCUUAAUGGCCAGUUAAUCCGGUAUUAGGGUUCAGUAUUAUUAGUUCCUCUCUGAAUAGAAAAUACUUC